GGAGAGCUAAUAACACGGAGAGCAUAAAACCACCACAAUUGUGUCAUUUCUCUAAGGAUCUCUUCUUCCCACAUAUUUCUAACUCAUGCUUGUUUUUCAGGGUACAGCUAGCAACAUCUUAAGGACUAGAGCUGCUUCUCUGCCCAACUUUCUCUAGGCUGGAGGAUGGUUGGAUAAAACUACUGGUUACAGCUUGUGCCAGCUGUGAGAUUCCAGGAUUAUCCCUUGAGCAAGAUCCAGAAUAUGUACAAGGAAGAUUUCAGGAACAUGAUUGAAGAGAAUAGGAACAGCAGUGACUCCUCCUCUGCCUUCACUCACACCAACACCAUGACUGCCAUACUGAUUACUGCCUACUCAGUUGCCUUUGCUGGAGGUGGGAUUGGGACCACCACAAUGUUGUUUGUGCUGGUGAAGAUGAACACUCUGUCCGUGACCACUACAGCCAUUGUUAACCUGGUUGUUGUGCACAGCCUCCUCCUCUUCACGGUGCCCUUCCGCCUGCACUACUAUGUCAACAAGAAGUGGGUAUUCAAGAUGCCAUUUUGCAAAGUGGUGAGCGCAAUGGUGCACAUCCACAUGUACCUGACCUUCCUAUUCUACGUGAUCACGCUGGUGAUCCGGUGGCUCAUCUUCUUUCAAUGGAAGGACAAGGUGGAGUUUUACAGGAAGCUGCACGCCAUUGCGGCAAGCGCUGCUGUGUGGGUCGCCGUCAUGAUCUUUGUGGUGCCAGUCUUUUCCUUUGAAUAUGGACGCUUAGGCCUAUACAAUGAUACAACAUGCUUUAAGUUCCACAAAGAACUUAAGCAGGGGAGUGUGAAAGCCCUGAACUACACCACAAUUGCAGCUGUCAUCUGCAUUACUAGUGUCCUCUUGGGCAUCCAGAUUUUCAUCCUGGUAAAAGUGGUGAGAAAGCUUUCCACCUCCCUCUGGUCACACCAAGAGUUCUGGGCCCAGGUUAAAAACUUGAUUUUCAUCUGUGUCAUCAUAAUUUGCUUCCUUCCCUAUCACCUCUUUAGGGCCUACUACAUACAGCAUGUGGGUGAUCUGGAACAGUUGGAAAGCUACAAUGAAGUUUUUUUGAGUCUGACGGCCCUCAGUUGUCUGGACCUGCUGUCGUUCAUGCUGAGUGGAAGCCGAUUCUUCAAGCAAAAGGUGGGCAUACUCCGCAGCAAGUUGUCUUGCUGCUAGCAUCAACCUCCUGCAGUGUGCGCAGACCUGGAGCUGGCAGAGCAUGGUGCUGGACAGGCAUGGCAAGCCCCCUCCUCAGCAAGUCAGGGUGGGCCCUGGAAACAGUGCAACGCACUCGCACAGGGCUCUGCACACCUGCUCCCCAAAAUAAUGGUGCGAACUGCCUCCAGUGUCUCAGCUGGUAAACUGGAAGGUUACCUCUGGGAUUUCCUCAUAGUGCUACCUAGCGAGAGGCGGAUGCACCUGGAGGAGAGGGAGGAAAGGGGGUGGGCUCUUCUUUCUUACUGUUUUUACAUCAAGGUUUGUGAAAUCAAAGGCACUAGGAGGAGACUCAAGAGAAUGCGCAAAGUAUGUAGGAACACAAAACAAAAAGCCUUUUUUUUAUGGAAUAAGGUACAGAUUUUUUGAAAUUUAAAUGUCUAUAUAGUUUCCCACAUAUAUUACUUAUUUAUUCUCCACAAGCUCUCAUAACAUACUAGGGAAGCUAUUCUUUCUCCUGAGUAGGUCUGAUCCUUCACUGUACAAGUAUCGAACAACAAGUAUACUUUUCUAUAUUAAUUGAAGUAUUAAACCAACUCUUUAAAAACAAAACAGCAAUAAAUAUCUAUUUCUUAAAAGAUUUUAUCAAAAGCACCUUUGGAGAUGAUACCACUGCAGCAGAAAUGUGUUUUGUUCUCUUUCAAACAUUAUGAAAAUGUCUCCAACAACAAAAAUGACACAUUGUUACUGAAAUGAACAUUGAAAUUUCAAACAAAAGCCUGUAUUUUUAUUUACAGAAUUGUUCAAUUUUAAAAAAAAAUAAGUUAACAGUGAGGAUCAUUUUAUUUAGAUCUUUCAGACAGCAGUUGUCUUCUCUUAAAAAAUCAAAUAUUUUAGGUCUCCAAGGUAACAAUGAUUUUUUUCCUCCCAUGUUGAUUUUGUGCAGUUCUGAAGUUUGUAACUAAUUACUCACAGUAUCUUUAGCUUGAAAUAAAUUCUAUACAUUUAAUACUAGUAGAAGAAAUUAAAAUGUUACUGCUUGGUUUGGAGGGAUGGAAAAUCUAAUAAACCUGGUGUAGCUAAAAAGCUUAUCAUAUCUCAGUGAGGCAUCGCAAGUUGCUAUCUCUGAAAACAGAAUUGAAUUCCACUUGAAAAGAGGAAAAAAACCAGCAAAAUAAUUCUGUGAAAGAUAUUAAGAUUUUCAUAGCUUAGCUGCUUUACACCUAUCCCCCCAAAAAGAGUAUAAAUCCCUGAGUGCUAUAAUCCAAGACAACCAUGGCUGUUCUAUCUUUCUUCUUCUUGCCAUCUGCAUAAGGUCCAAUUUUUUCAUCUAAAGCCAGUGAAAUAAUUUUUUAAUCAUUUGACAAAUUAGAGGUUAUCAGCUGAUUAAUUUCCAGUGACAGUCUCUCCUCAUGGUGCUGUUGAAGUCCAUCUUUUCAUACUUCUGAAUCCUUCCAUUCCUUUCUACUUCACCUUCAACAUCUCUUGCUCAUCAGACAGCGAUCAAAUAACUAGUGGUUGAUCUUGAGGUACCUGUACAGUCUUACUGCUAUGCUCAUUGCAUUUGGUCCCACCAAAGAUGUUUACUUUAUAGGAUCCCAUCUCUUCUUUAGUCUUUCUUCCCUGUCUUUCUUCUUGCUUCAAGCUCCUCUAUAUCUCUUGGGAGGUCUGAUCAUGAGAGUAUUUUCAGGUCAGCAUCUGAGUAAUGCUAUAUAACACCAAAAGUUGGAAAGAAAGAAUUGUGAGAGCUUGCAGUGUCUGGGGAUCUGCAACAAAAACUGUCUGAGAAGGAAUUUGCCCCGAAAGGAUCAUGGUAAAGAGGAAGACAACUACCAGCCUGAUUCAGGAGUAGUCAGGGAACUACGGAGACUUUCAUAACAUGGGAAGAGCCAACCUGAAUGUGUAGUUCACUACCAGUUAAUUAUGUGCCAUUAAGAAAGCAAUAAACUGCUGUGAUCCAGAUUUGUUUUAAAACUACAGGAACAAAGCAGGUCUUCGUUGUGGCAGAAGAGAAGAUGGAAAAUGGCACAAUAUUUCUGUUUCCUCCUAUAGCAACAUUGUUGGUGGAAGAAAAUACCUUGCAUGUGUUCUGUAGGCACUGCAUACCUUUGUAACACUAUAUUAUAACCCUUCUGUCAUAAUAAAGUUAUUAACAAACAAAAUGACUGUGCUGAAAAAGAUAAGCAAGUCCUUCCUGCAAAUAUGCAUAUAAAUGAAAAGCAUUUUGUAUCUGAAUUUGGCAAGACUUUAAAAAAAUAAAACAUACAUUUACAAACAGUACCUCCCGA
Phalacrocorax carbo (great cormorant) is the source of this 3455-nucleotide messenger RNA. NCBI's taxonomy places the organism in Eukaryota, Metazoa, Chordata, Aves, Suliformes, Phalacrocoracidae. The record is from RefSeq and is a predicted model, not a curated record.